This is a messenger RNA of Myodes glareolus (Bank vole), 1898 nucleotides long. NCBI's taxonomy places the organism in Eukaryota, Metazoa, Chordata, Mammalia, Rodentia, Cricetidae. The record is from RefSeq and is a predicted model, not a curated record.
CGCAGAGGCCGCGCAGGCGCACGGCAACCGCUGCAAUGGCGGUGCCGGGCUCCUUGAAUAGAUAUCUGCUGCUCAUGGCACAGGAGCACCUGGAGUUCCGCCUGCCGGCUCAGUUUAAAAUCACUCUUCUUGGUGGUGUGACGAAGUAGCUGCUGGAAGUAACCACAUGGAAGAGCUUUGUUUUGACUCCUGACUUGAGAGAGUAUAGUUGAGGCAUGGAAAUAAAGUCUUUACUAUCACUGUUUGGAGGCCAGUUCAUUAACAGUCAAGAAACUUAUGGAAAGUCUCCAUUUUGGAUUCUUAGCAUUCCCUCUGAAGAUAUUGCCAGAAACUUAAUGAAACGGACAGUGUGUGCCAAGUCUAUAUUUGAACUAUGGGGUCAUGGAAAAUCUUCUGAGGAGCUGUAUACUUCUCUUAAAAAUUACCCUGUGGAGAAGAUGGUUCCAUUUCUACAUUCAGAGUCUACAUAUAAAAUAAAGAUUCAUACAUUUAAUAAAACAUUGACUCAAGAAGAAAAAGUCAAACGAAUAGAUGCCCUUGAAUUUCUGCCGUUUGAAGGAAAAGUGAACUUAAAGAAACCACAGCAUGUAUUCUCUGUUUUGGAGGACUAUGGUUUGGACCCAAACCGUAUCCCUGAAAAUCCACAUAAUAUUUAUUUUGGUAGAUGGAUUGCAGAUGGGCAAAGAGAGCUAAUUGAGUCAUAUAGUGUCAAAAAGAGACAUUUUAUUGGAAAUACAAGUAUGGAUGCUGGCUUAUCAUUCAUCAUGGCCAACCAUGCAAAAGUGAAAGAAAACGAUGUUGUCUUUGAUCCAUUUGUUGGAACAGGUGGGCUCCUGAUCGCGUCUGCUCACUUUGGUGCAUAUGUAUGCGGGACGGACAUCGACUACAACACGGUUCAUGGCUUGGGAAAAGCUAGUAGAAAAAACCAGAAAUGGCGAGGACCAGAUGAAAACAUCAGGGCAAAUCUUCGUCAGUAUGGCUUAGAGAAGUUUUAUCUUGAUGUCUUGGUUUCAGAUGCCUCUAAGCCUUCCUGGAGGAAAGGAACAUAUUUUGAUGCAAUCAUCACAGAUCCUCCAUAUGGUAUCAGAGAAUCUACAAGAAGGUCAGGUUCACAGAAGGAAAUACCAAAGGGAAUAGAAAAGUGUCCAGAAAGCCACGUUCCUGUCUCCUUGAGUUAUCAUCUGAGUGAUAUGUUUUUUGACCUGUUAAACUUUGCAGCUGAGACCCUCGUACUGGGUGGAAGACUAGUCUAUUGGUUACCAGUAUAUACACCGGAGUACACUGAAGAGAUGGUGCCCUGGCACCCUUGCCUGAAACUGAUUAGCAAUUGUGAGCAGAAGCUUUCCAGUCACACAGCAAGGCGCUUGAUCACAAUGGAAAAGGUGAAGGAAUUUGAGGACCGGGACCAGUAUUCACACUUGCUGAGUGACCAUUUUCUACCAUACCAAGGUCAUAAUUCCUUUCGUGAGAAAUAUUUUAGUGGUGUGACAAAAAGAAUUGCCAAGGAAGAAAAAUCCAACCAAGAGUGAAAAUCAUGAUGUUGACAAUCAAGAAAGAAUAAGCGUUUUAUAGAAAUGAUCUGUGCUGUUUAAAAUUUUUAUAUAAAUAACUGCUGUAAAUCAAAAUCGAAUAAUUUCAAAAUGAUCUUUGUUUUAGAGACUAUUUUGAUGUGUCUUUUGAACCUUGUUAAGUUCAGGGACUGAUCCAUAUAGAUGGAGUCGGUGUUUAUAUUUUUACAGAGAAAAUAUUGUUAACUUUUUAGCCAUAUCUGCCAGAUACAUAGUAAGCAAUUAAUAGUACUUUUAGAAUAUUUUCAUUUUGUAAAUUUGCUUGGCUUGGUUUUUAGUUGUAACUGUUUUUCAUUGCCAUCAAUAAACUUUACUGAGAAUUUCUAAAAA